Messenger RNA from Micromonas commoda, 1143 nucleotides. RefSeq lists its product with no specific name. The record is from RefSeq and is a predicted model, not a curated record. Gene Ontology annotation, biological process: regulation of gene expression. Gene Ontology annotation, molecular function: mRNA binding. Lineage: Eukaryota; Viridiplantae; Chlorophyta; Mamiellophyceae; Mamiellales; Mamiellaceae. The transcript has a single exon. Gene Ontology annotation, cellular component: nucleus; cytoplasm. The coding region runs from base 1 to 1143 and encodes 380 amino acids.
AUGGCGGACGGGUUGGGAUUCUUCGGCGGCGGCGGCAACUAUAGCGACAGCAGCGAGUCCGACAGCGACGCCGAGGAUGAGCGCGAGGCGGCUGUCGCCCCCAACCCAGGGGCUGGUGACGAGGAGGGACGGUCCGCGAAGGAAAAAGAAGGCACGCAGCCGAAGGGUGAAGACGACGGCGAUCCGCCGGAGCGGGAGAUCGCCGACGCGCCGCGGGGGAACAGUUCAUCGCUUCCCUCCUUUGCCGACGCGAUGAAAUCCACCGAUGGCGUCGCCGCGUCGUUCACCACGGCGGGUGCGGCGACCGGCGCGACUGGCUUCGGCCGCGAGCUCACCGAAGCGCAGAGGGCGGUGGCGGAGCGCAAGGACGACUCGUUCUUCACCGGUAACAUGGGGUUUAAGACCGACCUGAGCGCGUUGACCAAGGUGGCGUACAUCAACCUGGACAUCAGCAAGGCGAGGGACGUGCCCCGCAGCGUCGUCCAGAGGCUGCGAGGCAAGGACGGCCGGGGUUUGCAGCGGAUCACGCGGGAGACGGGCGCCAGGGUGGUGUGCGAGCAGGAGGCGCUGGGGCACGAGGACGACGAAGGUCCGAGACGGGUGAUGGUCGUGGGCGAGCCGGACGCGGUGGAGAGGGCGCUGGAAAUAGUCGACAGGAUGGUGCGCGAGGACAGCGCGGAGGUGAGCAUCACGGUGAUGUGCCCCGCGCACUGCGUCGGCGGCGUCAUUGGCAAAGGCGGCGUCGUCAUCAAGAAGAUUCAGCGAGACACCGCCGCGACGGUGGUGGUGCACGGCAGGCGGGACAUCGAACGGUUCGCGGGGAACGUGGGGUUCAACAGCGACGUCUACGAUGAACCGCUGAGGAAGAUCGAGUGCAAGGGCGCGCCCAAAGCGGCGAAGGCGGCGUCGGAGGAGGUCAAGAAGAUCAUCCUGCAGACGGAGAAGGACCUCGGGAUGGGGGACCACUGGUCCACGAAGCGGCUGCGCGAGGAGGCUGAGAACGAUGCGCUGAGGCGGGAAGACGAGCGGUUCGAGCUAGAGGAGAAGAAGCCGAAGGCGCCCAAGUACGGAGACGCCGACGAGCACGACGCCAUCUUCGGAGGGACGCUCAGCGAGGGGUUGGGCCUUGGGCGCCACUGGUGA